Molecule: messenger RNA, 2475 nt
Organism: Pelobates fuscus (common spadefoot toad)
Lineage: Eukaryota; Metazoa; Chordata; Amphibia; Anura; Pelobatidae
Gene: MACO1
Product: macoilin 1
Exons: 11
Coding region: 229-2202 (657 amino acids)
Biological process (GO): neuronal signal transduction
Cellular component (GO): rough endoplasmic reticulum membrane
Source: RefSeq, a predicted model, not a curated record
CCGCCCCUGCCUGCGCCGUUGCUGAGGGGAGGAGGAGGAGGGGCUUCCAUCUUUAUUUCUUUGUUUCAAACCCUUCAAACUCGCUAUUAUUUCCCUCGUUUCAUGACUCUAUCUCUGUCCCUCCGGGCGGGCAGCCCCAGUUGAGCUCACGGAGAGCUGUGGGAGGAUCCUCGGCGGGCGGGGAAGGCCUCAGUCGGCGGGAGGAGGAGGGAGGCGGACACCGGGAGAAUGAAGCGGCGGAAUGCGGACUGCAGUAAACUCCGGCGGCCGUUAAAACGGAACCGAAUCACGGAGGGGAUCUACGGCAGCACUUUCCUGUAUCUGAAGUUCCUGGUUGUCUGGGCAUUAGUAUUAUUGGCCGACUUCGUCCUGGAGUUCAGAUUCGAAUACCUGUGGCCAUUCUGGCUGUUCAUCAGGAGUGUUUAUGAUUCCUUCAGAUACCAAGGCUUGGCCUUCUCAGUAUUUUUUGUGUGUGUAGCAUUCACAUCAGAUAUAAUAUGUCUUCUAUUUAUACCAGUACAAUGGCUAUUUUUUGCAGCCAGUACCUAUGUGUGGGUACAGUAUGUGUGGCACACAGAACGAGGAGUAUGUUUACCUACAGUUUCGCUAUGGAUACUAUUUGUUUAUAUUGAAGCUGCAAUUAGGUUUAAAGAUCUGAAGAAUUUUCAUGUAGACCUGUGUCGACCAUUUGCUGCACACUGUAUUGGUUAUCCUGUAGUCACGUUGGGCUUCGGGUUCAAAAGCUACGUCAGUUAUAAAAUGCGGUUAAGGAAACAGAAGGAGGUGCAGAAAGAAAAUGAGUUUUAUAUGCAGCUCCUGCAGCAGGCACUGCCACCAGAGCAACAAAUGUUACAAAGGCAAGAAAGGGAAGCAGAAGAAGCCUCAAAGAGUUUAUCUGAAAUGGAUUCUUCAAUACUGUUACAGCACAACGGAGGACUCUCUUCAAAUAAAAAAAUCUCCAGCACAUUACCAGAGCUGGAAUACAAAGAAAAGGGCAAAGACAAAGAUGUAAAAAGACACAAUUUGGGGAUUAAUAACAAUAUUCUGCAGCCCACAGACUCUAAAGUACAGGAGAUUGAAUAUAUGGAGAAUCAUAUCAACAGCAAACGACUGAAUAAUGAAUUAGGGAGCACAGAAAACCUCUUAAAAGAGGAGCCGUGUUCCACUUCUAAGAACUACAAGAAUGCCACAGGGACUGCAAACUCCUCCCCUCGGAGCCAUAGCACGUCCAAUGGGAGCAUUCCCUCGUCCAAUAAGAAUGACAAGAAGAAAUGCACUAGCAAAAGCCCAAGCACGCACAAAGAUCCCACAGAGAACUGCAUCCAAAACAACCAGCUCAGCAAACCAGAUACACUAAUAAGAUUGGAGCAAGAUGUUAAGAAAUUAAAAGCAGAUCUUCAGGGCAGUAGGCAAAUUGAACAAGAUUUGCGGAGUCAGAUUGGUGUACUUACGAGCACAGAGCGCGGAAUCAGAAAUGAAAUGGGACAGUUACGACAGGAAAAUGAGUUGCUACAAAAUAAAUUACAUAAUGCAGUCCAAAUGAAGCAGAAAGAUAAGCAGACAAUUAGUCAGCUGGAAAAAAAGCUAAAAGCAGAGCAAGAAGCUAGAGCGUUUGUAGAGAAACAGCUUAUGGAAGAAAAAAAGAGGAAGAAAUUGGAAGAAGCCACAGCAGCCCGAGCUGUGGCAUUUGCUGCAGCUAGUCGAGGUGAAUGUACAGAAACAUUAAGGAGUAGAAUAAGAGAUCUGGAGAGUGAAUGUAAAAAGUUAACAUUAGACAUGAAGCUCAAGGAAGACCAGAUAAGGGAACUGGAGAUAAAAGUCCAGGAGUUGCGAAAAUACAAAGAAAAUGAGAAAGAUACAGAGGUGUUAAUGUCAGCACUUUCAGCCAUGCAGGAUAAAACACAGCACUUGGAAAACAGUCUCAGUGCAGAAACAAGAAUCAAACUGGAUUUGUUCUCUGCACUAGGAGAUGCAAAGCGACAGCUGGAGAUUGCCCAAGGACAAAUCCUUCAGAAAGAUCAAGAAAUCAAAGACCUCAAACAGAAAAUUGCAGAAGUAAUGGCUGUGAUGCCAAGCAUCGCAUAUACUGCAGGAACAAGUACCCUAAGCCCUGUCUCCCCACACUAUUCUUCCAAGUUUGUGGAGACUAGCUCAUCUGGACUGGACCCCAAUGCAUCAGUUUAUCAGCCUCUCAAGAAAUAAUCUCCAUCACUCUACUCACUUUGCCCAUCAGUUUUGUCCAUUUCAAGUCAUGAGAGUGCUACAUUAAAGGAGAUUCAAACUGGUUAAUAUAACUUUUUAUGUUUUUAAGAGGCUUUUUUAUUUUAUUUUUUUAAUUUUAUUUUUUUCCCCCACUGCCUUUCAUUCAAUCAUUAAAUGCUCAUGUUGCAAACCUAUUUAAAUAGCUUCUUUCUAGCAUCACAUCAUCUUGGAUUUAUCAAACGACAUUUGUAUUAAAACCUGUGAUGGGCUUUU